CAAUAAAGGCCGCCGCGGCUGCAGGGCCUUGGGAGUGGGCACAUGGGGGCACGGGGGUGCGGGUGCCGAGCACCAUGGGUUAGGCCCGAGAUCGGAGUCCGGCCGCCCCCCGACAGCAGCCGCCUCCUGCUCCCCGCGCGCGCGCCACCAUGUCGGGCGACAAGCUCCUGAGCGAGCUCGGCUACAAGCUGGGCCGCACGAUAGGUGAGGGCAGCUACUCCAAGGUGAAGGUGGCCACCUCCAAGAAGUAUAAGGGGACGGUGGCCAUCAAGGUGGUGGACCGCCGGCGCGCGCCCCCGGACUUCGUCAACAAGUUCCUGCCUCGAGAGCUGUCCAUCCUGCGGGGGGUACGGCACCCGCACAUCGUGCACGUCUUCGAGUUCAUCGAGGUGUGCAACGGGAAGCUGUACAUCGUGAUGGAGGCCGCGGCCACCGACCUGCUGCAGGCGGUGCAGCGCAACGGGCGCAUCCCGGGCUCGCAGGCGCGCGAACUCUUCUCGCAGAUCGCGGGGGCCGUGCGCUACCUGCACGACCACCACCUGGUGCACCGCGACCUCAAAUGCGAAAACGUGCUGCUGAGCCCUGACGAGCGCCGCGUCAAGCUCACGGACUUCGGCUUCGGCCGCCAGGCGCACGGCUACCCAGACCUGAGCACCACCUACUGCGGCUCGGCCGCCUACGCGUCCCCCGAGGUGCUCCUGGGCAUCCCCUACGACCCCAAGAAAUACGACGUGUGGAGCCUGGGCGUCGUGCUCUACGUCAUGGUCACCGGGUGCAUGCCCUUCGAUGACUCGGACAUUGCCGGCCUGCCCCGGCGCCAGAAGCGCGGCGUGCUCUACCCCGACGGCCUCGAGCUGUCGGAGCGAUGCAAGUCCCUGAUCGCCGAGCUGCUACAGUUCAGCCCAUCCGCCCGGCCCUCGGCGGGCCAGGUGGCGCGCAACGGCUGGCUGCGGGCCGGGGACUCCGGCUAGGAGCCGGGGUUCUCGCUGUUCCCGCCGCACCAGGCCCUAAGCCAGGGCGGCGCACGCGCGACGGGCGAGCUCGGGGAAACCCGCGAAGUCGCCGCGCGCCACUGCGCACGCGCCCUGUCCCUCCCCCUCCCCCCACGGCGGCGGCCGGCCGAGGCCCGCUGUUGGAUUCUGGUUCCUCCUGCACAGCCCGAUUGCUGGAGGGCGCAUGCGCAUCCUCGAAUUCUGGCGAAAAGGCCCCGGGAGGGGCGCGAAGAGAAGAGAGAGACGCAUUGCGCCUGCGCGGAAUGAGCUCCUGCUGCGCGGUGGGUGGCCGCGGCGCAGGUUCCAGGUUGGAACCUGCAAUAAAUUCGCUCUUCCUCGCAAGCGGCUUCAGCGGUGGGCCCUUGUUACGAGACGGGGUAGGUGAGGUCUCAGCACUGGAGAGAAGAUUCUGGCGUCAGACGUUUCAGUUCCCCAGACUGGCCAAACUUCUGGAGGCUCCAUGGAUGCGAUGAUGCUUGAAUUGGAGUCAGCGUGGGUGAAGGAAGGGAGUGCCUGUCGGCAGAAACGGAGCAUUGGCAGAUGGGGAAACUGAGGCCCACACGGGUGUCAUUGUGCAGAGAUGCCUAUGGCUCGUACUCAGCCUCACUGAGUAGACCAGGACAGCUUCAAACUUAGAGAUCCGCUUGCCUCUGCCAGGAGGAUCAGUUCAUAGGAGGCCUGAGCUUACAGUAGAUCUUGCCUUAAAAUCAGUGUGAAACUGAGCAUCUCAAGCUGAUGCAGACACUGGCAGUGGGCCGAGCCCACAGCUCUGUCCAUGCUGGGAACAUUCAGAGAAGCCCCACAAGGGGAUGGGAAAGAUACUACUCCAGCAGACAGGCCCCUGUGGCCUCAACUUUCACUGCAACCCUGUUUGUUGACAUCAGAUGGGAUCUGACAGCUCAAGAUAGAGCGAUGCCAUGUUCAAAAGGCAUGUGCACCCUACCUUCCACUCCCCCUUUAAGGCCACCAGAAGCUGGGACAAAACACUGGAGCCCCAGGAUAUUAAAGAAUACAGUGACUUUUUUUUUUUUGCUUUAUUGCCCUUCAGUGUCUCAGAAUUAUGAUACAAGGAGGCUACCAAUUCCAGCUCAUUUAUUGGAAUAUGAAAUUCAUUUGGUGGCAAACUUUUAAAAGACAUGUUAUGAUAAAAGACUCAAUCACAAAUACACGUGGAAGCUGGCCACCCCACGUGUAACUGUUAGACACUGAAUUUUUCAGAAACCACUUUUUGGCAACAGUCCAAAGUCUUCAGGUUGACAGGAUUUGGAAUGGUGAGGACCACUCUUCUCCAAACACCGUUCAGGCCGACUCACCUGGGUUCUCUGCUUUCAUUUAAAUGUGGCAUGUGGCUGUUACAGCCAGCACUGUCACCUUACACUCUACCUAGGGUAAGCUUUGGUUCCCCUGAGGUGUGUAUGUGGGGGUCAGGUCCUGAGGCUGCUCAUAGGGUCACUGUCCCCCACCUGCCCACCCAGACGACACUUGGUCCCUGAUGUUUCCUCAAGCAACUGGCCCCUUCAAACCUGUCCUCAGCAAUGAGAAGAUGCUCAGUGAGGUACAUGUGUCCCCACUGACCAGAGCCAUUGAUGUUUGAUUGUCUCUGGAGUAUGUAGGGACCAUCACCUCAGCCUUCAAGUAUACGCAUCAAAGCGCCAUGCCAACCACAUCUAACUUUUUACAAGUUUUUUAAGCCAGACAUGAAGGUGGAAGCCAUUAAUCCCAAACUCAGGAGGUAGAGGAUGGCAGCUCUCUCCCUAGAAGUUGCAAGGAGCCUAGGACCCAGCUCAUCAGGAUAGGGAUGGAGCCAGCUUUGGCAGGGGUAGCAGCUUUGUGGCUGACACAGCACCCUAAAUACCUGGUCCUCCUGGCCCAGUCCUCAGUUGCGUCGCUGAGGGCCUGCUGCCCAGAGCAGGGCAGCACUUAGUAACUGAGACACCUCACUCUCUCGGCCCUCCUUAGUGUCAUCACUGGGCCUCUGCCAUAGCUUGUCCCCUGUGAGGUGGACAAGCCUUAGGUGGCAGGUGAAUGUCACGAUGGGAGCAAUCACCAGACUUAGACGGCUAGAAGGCAGGGAGGUCACAAGUAUACCAACAGAACCCUCUGGCCAGACCCUGACAGUUCCGGGGAAUGGUCUGAAUGAACUGAGGUCUACUGGCUGGGAUGGCUUCUAGCAGAGGUCAGUCACUCAGCAAGGAACUGACUUACCAGGCACACAAAUACUCGUGUAAGAAAUGCUUGCGUAUAUUAAUUAUUUCAUAUAUAUUUAUAUUUAUUGGUGUAAAAACACCCCCUCUCCCCCAAGAAGGGUCAAUUUCUGUUCAUCCCCCCAAAUUGACCCUGGGAAGUGACACACUCAAACCUAAAAGCACCGAGAAACUUGGGAUUCACACAACAAAAAGAUUUUCCAAAACUUGAACGCCCGCAUGCCCAAAUAAUUCCUAGAGACGGAGGAUUUGCACACAAGUGAGCACGGGGUUAAAUGAGCCUUUAUUAGAGGAGGCAGGGGCGUGUCUGCAGAGGUCGUGUCUGCAGAACAAGGGUUUAAAUUAAAGUCCCUAACUGUAUUGUGUCAAGGGAAGCCAGGGCUGGUCGGGAUCCGACCGCGAUGUGCAGCAGGCGGCUGGACACAGUGCUGCUUCUGCCUUCACCAUGAAACCAACUGUUUAAGAGGGGGAGGGGCAAAGAUAAAACUAAAGUAGACCUGGCCCUUUCAAAGACAUCCCCGUGGACUGAGGAGUCGAUGGAAGCAAACCCUGCCGACCCCAGGCCCCGGUAGGGGUUCUGUCUGGGCUACCUGGGUGCCUCUUGGGUACCUUGAGCUUGUGUCCAUCAAAAAGAAGAAAAGGAAAGAAAUUUUAAUAAAAUAAACCACAAAAAAUAA
Messenger RNA from Mesocricetus auratus (golden hamster), 3873 nucleotides. RefSeq names its product testis specific serine kinase 6 (gene Tssk6). Lineage: Eukaryota; Metazoa; Chordata; Mammalia; Rodentia; Cricetidae. Gene Ontology annotation, biological process: microtubule cytoskeleton organization; protein phosphorylation; intracellular signal transduction. Gene Ontology annotation, cellular component: cytoplasm. The transcript has 2 exons. Bases 150 to 971 code for a protein of 273 amino acids. Gene Ontology annotation, molecular function: tau-protein kinase activity; protein serine/threonine kinase activity; ATP binding. The record is from RefSeq and is a predicted model, not a curated record.